AUCUAAAACCAAAAAGGAACGAAUCAGUGUCGGCUCUUGGUUCUAAAACCAAAAAGGUACAGACCUGACUACACACCCAAAAAAGGUUAUACGUUGGAUCCAAAACGCGCGUUAUACAAAGCUCUACUACUCCGUAACUCCUCCUCCGCCAUUUGCUUGGAAACUCUUCUUCGGCAAUGUGCUGAAACUGAGUCAACGUCCGAGUAAACGAAGUGAAACUUGGUGGUUUAGACUAAUCGCAAGUUGGGUUUUGAAAGAAACCGCGUUUCCAAGUAAAAUGAUCAACUUCAACCAAUGGUUGGUUCUUGUGGUAUGCUCAUUAGCAAUCUUGAAAGCAGAAGGAUUGCUCGUCAAUAUUACAUUUGUUCGAAACGCCGUCGCAAAAGGAGCCGUAUGUUUGGAUGGUAGUCCACCAGCUUAUCAUUUAGACAGAGGUUCGGGAACUGGAAUCAAUAGCUGGUUGAUACAGCUUGAGGGAGGAGGAUGGUGUCAUAAUGUAACAAACUGCAUUAGUCGGAUGCAUACUAAAUUAGGUUCAUCGAAGAAAAUGGUGGAGAAUCUUGCUUUCUCAGCUAUUCUUAGCAACAAGGAACAACGUAAUCCUGAUUUUUACAAUUGGAACAGAGUGAAAGUUAGAUAUUGUGAUGGUUCAUCAUUCACAGGAGAUGUGAAAACAGUGAACCCUGCUACUAAUCUUCACUUCAGAGGUGCUCGAGUUUGGCUAGCCGUUAUGCGGGAGCUGCUAGCUAAAGGCAUGAGAAACGCCGAGAAUGCUGUUUUGUCUGGGUGUUCUGCUGGUGGGUUAGCUUCACUGAUGCAUUGUGACAGUUUCCGAGCUCUAUUACCAAUGGGUACCAAUGUAAAAUGUCUUUCAGAUGCCGGUUUCUUUCUCAACACAAGAGAUGUUUCAGGAGCUCAAUACAUUAAAUCAUACUUCAACGAUGUGGUUACACUACAUGGAUCAGCAAAGAAUUUACCGAGGUCAUGCACGUCAAGAUUGACCCCUGCAAUGUGUUUCUUUCCACAAUACGUAGCUCGCCAGAUUAGAACUCCUGUUUUCGUUCUUAAUGCUGCCUACGACUCUUGGCAGAUUAAGAACAUUUUGGCUCCUCGUGCUGCUGAUCCUGAUGGAAAGUGGCAGAGUUGUCAGCUUGACAUCAAGAAUUGCCAACGAAGCCAGCUCAAAGUUAUGCAAGAUUUCAGGUUAGAGUUCUUGAGCGCAGUGAUAGGUUUAGGAAGAUCUGCAUCAAGAGGGAUGUUUAUAGACUCAUGCUACACUCACUGCCAAACCGAGACACAAACUUCUUGGUUCUGGCAAGAUUCUCCAAUUCUAAACCGAACGACAAUAGCAAAAGCUGUUGGAGAUUGGGUUUAUGAUAGAAAAUUGUUUCAGAAGAUAGAUUGUCCUUACCCUUGUAACCCUACUUGCCACCACAGGGUUUUCACUCCUCAAGAUGCUCCUCCAAUUUAAGAAGAUUCUGCUAUAGAUUUGUUUUUUUUUUUUAAAAAAAAUCUUAUAAAUUAUAUCACACACAUAUAGUAAGAUAUUCUUACGGUUUAGCUAUAGAAGAGGAAAAAAAAAGAAUGUGAGUGAUUCUUGAGGGUUGAGGAUAAGCUUUAUUCAGCACAAAUGUUCAAAAAAAAAAAAAAGCUUUGUUCGGCACCUGUCUUGUGUGCUGGUUGAGUGUCUCUGUUUCUCUUCCAUUCUUAUGUAAA
Brassica oleracea var. oleracea is the source of this 1716-nucleotide messenger RNA. Its product is annotated as pectin acetylesterase 8-like. Bases 278 to 1471 code for a protein of 397 amino acids. The transcript has 13 exons. The record is from RefSeq and is a predicted model, not a curated record. Gene Ontology annotation, biological process: cell wall organization. Gene Ontology annotation, molecular function: pectin acetylesterase activity. Gene Ontology annotation, cellular component: plant-type cell wall. Lineage: Eukaryota; Viridiplantae; Streptophyta; Magnoliopsida; Brassicales; Brassicaceae.